GUUCAUUCUAGCACGUGAAGGUCAGUGAAAAUAGCCAAACGGGCGGCGAAAUUACAAUAAAUAUUGUAAUUUAUUGUAAUUUCCAUCAGUUCUGGGGAAGUAUGGAAGGCCAGGGAGUGACAGCUAAUCCCCAGCUUCAACGUUUUAUGGAAAUAGAGUCUCAGAAACAAAGAUUUCAGCAGCUGGUGCAUCAGAUGACUGAGGUUUGCUGGGAAAAGUGUAUGGACAAACCCGGACCAAAGUUGGAUUCCAGGACGGAAACGUGUUUCGUAAAUUGCGUGGAGCGAUUUAUUGACACCAGCCAAUUCAUCCUUAAUAGACUGGAGCAAACCCAGAGGAGCAAAGGUGCAUUCUCAGAGUCGAUGUUAGACUAAAAAAAAAAAAACCAUUGACUGGAAGUUUGGAGGAAAAGGCACAUGGUCAUGGCUCGGAGAGGAGAUGAAUGAUUCUGAUGCUGCUGUCUGUUCAGUACUCUGAAGAAGUGUGCAACCAGCUGGGAAAGUGUUACCUUUGACUCAGGUGCCUGAGAUUCAAACCACGUAGGGUUUCACUUGGUCUCUGCUGGACUAUGAGGGUGGUUUGUAUGCUGGCCGUCAGCUCAUUGAAUUAGGCUAAAUUAACAAACUGUAAAACUAAGUGUCAACGUUUGAGUAUCCUUGGAAAGAUGCGUGCUUCUGGAAUCUUGCCAUCUGUUUUUAACAGGUACAAGGACUAAAGAGAGUAUUGCUGAUUAAAUAAGCCUUCAAUGUCCUGACUGAAGAGAUGUGAACAACAGUUAAAAGAUUCUGGACUGUAAUUAUGCAAUAAACCAAAUGCCAAAUAA
This is a messenger RNA of Austrofundulus limnaeus, 823 nucleotides long. It is a transcript of the gene timm8a, whose product is annotated as translocase of inner mitochondrial membrane 8 homolog A (yeast). The coding region runs from base 102 to 374 and encodes 90 amino acids. The transcript has 2 exons. The record is from RefSeq and is a predicted model, not a curated record. NCBI's taxonomy places the organism in Eukaryota, Metazoa, Chordata, Actinopteri, Cyprinodontiformes, Rivulidae.